Molecule: messenger RNA, 5123 nt
Organism: Anguilla rostrata (American eel)
Lineage: Eukaryota; Metazoa; Chordata; Actinopteri; Anguilliformes; Anguillidae
Product: trafficking kinesin-binding protein 2-like
Exons: 17
Coding region: 280-3273 (997 amino acids)
Biological process (GO): protein targeting; vesicle transport along microtubule; mitochondrion distribution
Cellular component (GO): mitochondrion; cytoplasmic vesicle; dendrite
Molecular function (GO): GABA receptor binding; myosin binding
Source: RefSeq, a predicted model, not a curated record
CUUCCCAAAGCCAGCCGCGCCAUCCUCCCGGAGUAUUUUCGCUAGCUUGCCUGAUAACAGACUGGUGGUAGCAAAUAGCUGUCUAUUGUUUGACUCCGAAGUGAGAGGAUGUUAUGUAGCUAGUUAGCUGGGAUUGCUGUAAAGCGGUAAUAAAUUAUUUCUGAAAGGACGGUGUGUAUCCGUUGAGCUCCUCCUCCUGGCCCCAACCCCUUCCUGUGGUGUGAGAAUGGGGAGCACCCCGCUCCAUGUGCUGCCUGCGGAGAGUCUGAAAUAAAACCCAUGAGCGUGGAGAAGAGCGCCUCCAGCUGUGGCCCUGAUGAUGGCAGUAAGGAGAGUGUGUCAGGGCCGGGGUCAGGGGGUGGCGCUGGAGCCCUGCCCCUGUGCGAUGGGCAGGACUGGGCGGAGUCCCCCAGGGGCUCACCUGAGGAGGCCAGCACCAUCUCACCCAUUCUGGCUGAGGAGACCUUCCGCUACAUGACCUUCUUCAAGCUGGACCCCUCCCCCUCUUGCUCUUCUUCCUCUUCCCACCCUAACUCGCACACGCGCUCUCGAGUCCUCAGUGCUGACCGGGUGGAGCAGAUGACAAAGACCUACAGUGACUUAGACGUGGUGACUCACCUGUUGACAGAGAGGGACCGGGACUUGGAGCUGGCUGCUCGGAUUGGUCAGUCGCUGCUGCAGAGAAAUCAACUGCUGCAGGAGCGCAACCAAGCCGUGGAAGAGCAGCUUACACAGGCACUGGACCAGGUGCAGCAGCUGCAGCAUGUGCUGUGUAAGAAAGAUGAGCUGUUGCGCAUGGUGGCCAGCAUUUCGGAGGAGAGCGAGACAGACUCCAGCUGCUCCACACCGCUACAGAACAGCAGGCCGCUGCCCGCCACGCUCACGCUCAGCCAGCUGGAGGCGCUGCAGAGCAAACUGCAGCAGCUGGAGGAGGACAACCUGGCCCUGCGCUCUGAGGCUUGUCACCUGGAGACGGAGACCAUGUCCUAUGAGGAAAAGGAGCACCAGCUGGUGAACGACUGCGUUAGAGAGCUGCGCGAAUCUAACAGCCAGAUCAUGGCACUGACGGACGAGCUGUCGAGGAAGAACGAUGACUUGCUGCGUCACCAGGAGGACACGACACAACUGCUGAGCCAGAUGGUGGAUCUACAGCACCGAGUGAAGGAGCUCUCUCUGGAGAAGGAGGAGUUGAGGAUUCACUUGCAGCAUUCCAAAGAUGCUCAGCGCCAGCUCACUACAGAGCUGAGCGAGCUCCACAGCAGGAACGCGGAGUGCGUGGGCAUGCUGCAGGAGUCGCAGGAGGAAGCCAAGCAGCUGCGCAGCCGCAGCACGUCCUCCGCAGGUCUGCGCAGACACCAGUCCUACGGCCUGAUCCCGAUGGACUGUCUGGCAUCUGAGAUAGAGGUAUCUAUGCGGAGGCAACUGAGCAUGGAGUGGGAGUUCAGCUUCCAGGACCAAAAGGAUUCGCAGAAACGCGUGUUCCAGACCGUACGCGCCGUCAACGAGUCGUCGGCUCGGCACCCCGCCCCCCGGCCCAUCCCGGGCUCCGCCCACAACAGCGUGGUGAUGACCGCGCAGCCCUUCCAGUCCUGCGCGCCGGCUGCGCAGCUGCGCAGACGGGAGGAAGCCACUCCCAGGACCAGCGAUUGUGGAACACCCCUAGGACAGCCUGGCACUCCGGGAGGAAGUGACCUCACCUCUGCGUUGCAACGCCUCUCCCUGAGGCGGCAGAACUUCCUGUGCGAGCGGCAGUUCUUCCGGGAGGAGCGGGACAGGAAGCUGCAGGCACUGGCGCGAGCGGGACAGGAAGGGACAGAGGCGGACUGGGAGGGGAGCGGCUGCAGCUCCCCUAGUGGCAGCGCGAUCUCAUGCAUCACAAACCUGACGGACCUCUCCUCGACCUCCACCACCUUCAAGAGCUUCCUGCCGGAGAAACUGCAGAUCGUCAAGCCCAUGGAAGGGUCCUUCACGCUGCACCACUGGCAGCAGCUCGCCCAGCCCCACCUGGCAGCCAUUCUGGACCCUCACCCGGGCGUGCUCACCAAAGGGUUCCGCCCCCUCUCUCAGGACGCCGUGCAUUACCUCACUGACCCGGAGGAGGACGAGGAGCUGGCGGAGAACGGGAAGAGUGGCCGGGAGAAACAGGAGGAAGAGGAAGAGGAGGAGGAGGAGGAAGAGGAGAUGGGGAUUACCUUCCGGGUGAAGUGCACCUCCACCCCGGAGGAGAAGAGGGAGAGGAAGAGUGAGAGAACACCCGUCUGCUCGUCUGUGACUGCACUGCCUCUGUCCCAUCCCUCUCAGGCCCCUCCCACCUCCCCUACCCCACCCCCUGGCCCCCUAGCCCCACCGCCUCCACCCCAGCAUGCCAACAGUCACAUCCUCAGCACACCAGCGCCCUCUCCUGCUCACAAUCCAGGGAAAUGUCUGAGCUCCACCUUCUCUACCUUCACCUUCACCACCUGCCGAAUCCUCCACCCAUCUGACAUCACCCAGGUCACGCCCAGUUCUGGGUGUGUCUCCACAGUCUCAGUUAACACGCCCAGUUCUCUGCGCUCGGUGCCCAGUACCCCGGUCACGCCCUAUCGGCUCAGCCUGGGAAUCUCCUCCCCCCCGCUCUGCCCCGCCCCCCCACAGGGCCUUGCUCAGCUGCUGCUGGAGAGGGGCAUCUCAGCCCAGGGGGUCUCCGCUGAGAGGGCCUCCCGAAAGCCUGCGCCUCACUCGCUCCCCAGGACCCCGCCCAACUCCCCGUCCCACUCCCCUCCGCCCUCGCCCGUACCCUGGGAGACACGCCCGGCGCCUCCCCCACCCACGGACAACUUCCUGGCCUCCCGCCCCGCCGAGGUCUUCCUUCAGGAGGUCUACGGCCUCAACCUGGGCCGCCUACGCCCGGACCCGCCCGGCCCUGCCACGCCCCUCUCACGGGACCCGCCGUCCGUCGGCCUGGUGGAGCGCCUGCGCCGGCUGGGAUUGGCCGGGGCGCUGCAGGGGGCGGAGUCGGAAAGGCAGCGGCCGCAGGACACGCCCACCUUCCUGGCGACGGGCAGCGGGAGCCUGCUGAACGGCCUGCGUAGGAACCACAGCCUGCCUUGCAUGGCUGGGGGGCGGAGCCAGUCCGCCUGCAGCGCUUCACACCCGGCCUCAGCCCCGCCCCCUCACUCCUCCCUUGCCCUUCCCAUAACCCCCUGGGGCAGCCUAAAGGAGCCAGCUGUUGCCCCCUCUUCCUCCUCGUCCUCUUCCACUGCGCAGGUCCCACCCUCUCCACACAAGGCCUGAGGGGUCAGGAUCCUGACUGGGGGGUGGGGCUUCGGGUUGACUGACGCAACACUGGCCCCCACCCCCCGGUCUCCAAAAAACUGAUUAAAGGAAAAAUAAAUCCCUCUUUUCUGUUUGUUUGUAAAGCACAAUGGGGUGACAUGGCUCAGGAGGUAAGAGCGAUUGUCUGGCAGUCGGAGGGUUGCCGGUUCAAACCCCGGCCUGGGCGUGUCGAAGUGUCCUUGAGCAAGACACCUAACCCCUAACUGCUCUGGCGAAUGAGAGGCAUCAAUUGUAAAGCGCUUUGGAUAAAAGCGCUAUAUAAAUGCAGUCCAUUUACCAUUGUCAAACUGACUAGGUUUUUUGUACAGUUUUUUGUAAUGUGUUGUUAAAGCUGUGGGUCGGAGUGGAGAUGUUUUUUGGAGAUGUAUGUUUUUACUGUUGGGGGUUUGGGGUAUGACGUCACCAGCAUUAGGGAAGGCAGUGCUGUGUUUAAACGUGAGAAAGCAGACGAAGGUGUGAGAUGGAUAGAGGGUUGAGAAUGAAUGGAGUGAAGAAGGGAGAGAGAAAUGUGUAAAGUAGAUGAGAGCUGAAGGUACCCUCAGGUUACUUUAAAGAGGAAUUAGAGAGGUGGACAUAACAUUAGGAUGUUUGAAGUAAGAGAGAUGGAAGUGUCAGCAGGAUCUUUUGGAGGGAGGGAGGUAAUGCUGUACUGGUUGCUGUGAUGAACUCAGAACACAGUGUGGUUUGAGUAGGAACUGGCCAGUUCUGCUCUUGCUGAUUGAGGCCACCAGGGGGCACUGCUAAACCCAGGGAAGACUUUUCUGAGUCAUUAGCAGGUUCUCCACUUGGCAAGAGUUCUGUGAGUAGAGCUGUGCUCCAGUUACCCCUUAGGUCCUCAAACCCAGGGGCUCUCCUUUUCUUCGUGUGCCAUGACAUCACCAAGCAAUCAUUCCAGAGCCUGAGGGAUUGAGCGCCUGAGGGGGGUGAAAAGCAGCUUUUUGAUACUUUUAAUUUGUUCGAUUUUUGGCCGUAGUAAUGGCUGAUGCUUGCCUGUGUGUGACCCUUGACCUUGGAAUGACACCUCCUCCCUCAUGUGAAUCUAUUUGUAUCUAGCCUCGUGAUCCAGAGGUAGGACAGCUCAUGUCCUUCUCUUUAAUUUGUGCAAUUAAUUUUUUAGGUGUCAUCAAGACCUAUUACUUCUGUCUACAACUACAACUGUGAACUUUUUUCUAUUAAUGGGGCUUGAAAUUUUGAUAUGUAUACACAUUUGUUUUCAACAGCAAAAAAAUUCUGGAUAAGGGAAUCCAAACUUGAGGUAAUUCUAAGCUAGAAUUUGAGCACAAACAAGAAAGGGCUGAUAAUUAAAGUGACCCUGGUUGGUUUGUAAUUCUGUGCAGUCAGGGUAGAAUAUGAGUCGGUGUUGCAGAAGUGAACCUCGAAGAAUACCCAGAAGGAGACUGCUGCAAGAAUGAUUCAGCCUCAUGUGACUACUGAUGAUGCUUAUCUCACAGGAAACCAGUGCUCUUUUUGCCAGCUACUUGGUGCCUAGACAAGGUCAGAAAAACCUGUUUAUUAUGAAGCCAGCACAAAGUACACCCGUUUGAUUUUUGUUUUUUACCUUGCAUUAAACAUGGAUGGAACAGUGCCAGCAUGUGACUAGUGUGGGUUAGGCCUGGUUCAUUCCAGAUAAGGUUUGCCUUUAUUAUCAAGGGUGGAAGAUAAGCAUAAGAGACGCUUUUAACUCUGUUAAAGCAUGGCUUUAUGUGUAUGAAUAUAAAUUGUGCAAUGUUUCUGUACUUGGUGCCUGUCCUCUCCUCGUCAGAAUACCAAUUAAUGUUUUUCAUUAAAACAUUUUUUUACUUUCACAA